CCGAGUCUAAGACCGCAAGCAUUAACCUUUAGCCUUCCAACCAAAUUCUCUCUGUUUUCUUUCUCCGUUAAUCUCUAAUUUUCUCGGCUUAAAUUCUUCUCUUUGGAGCGGGAAAGAUGUCUGGGAAAGGCGCCAAAGGUUUGACCACCGGAAAAAUCCUCGCUUCCAGCAAGGACAGAGACAAGAAAAAACCCAUCUCUCGUUCUUCUCGAGCUGGUCUCCAGUUCCCGGUGGGUCGUAUCCAUCGUCUGCUAAAGCAAAGGACCACGGCACACGGGAGAGUAGGAGCCACGGCUGCGGUUUAUUCUGCUGCUAUCCUGGAAUAUUUGACUGCAGAGGUGUUGGAGUUGGCCGGAAACGCGAGCAAGGAUCUCAAGGUGAAACGUAUUACCCCCAGACACCUGCAGCUUGCGAUCCGCGGUGAUGAGGAACUGGAUACCCUGAUUAAGGGAACCAUUGCCGGUGGUGGUGUGAUCCCUCAUAUCCACAAGUCACUCAUCAACAAGUCAUCCAAGGAAUAGACUGAUGUUUUAUUGCUUGCAGGGAUUUGCCAUGCCAAUAUCUCGGCUGCAUUUCUUAGCUGUGAGCUUUAAACUUAAAAACAAUAGGCUGAAGCUUAAAGUAGCGCAUUUAUGCGUUUAGUUAAUGUCGAAACUUAGGUCUAGACUGGUAUUUUAUUUUUCGUUUUUGUAGACGGUAGUGGCAUUGUUUUACAGAUUGACUGAACUGGUUGCUUUUGAAUAGUUAACACAUUGAACUAGCUUUAAGGUCAUUGAUGUGGUAUAAUAUUAGAUGUUAUCUCAUGAGUUUUAUUAUC
This is a messenger RNA of Hibiscus syriacus, 817 nucleotides long. Its product is annotated as probable histone H2A variant 3. The record is from RefSeq and is a predicted model, not a curated record. The transcript has 2 exons. Lineage: Eukaryota; Viridiplantae; Streptophyta; Magnoliopsida; Malvales; Malvaceae. Gene Ontology annotation, molecular function: structural constituent of chromatin; protein heterodimerization activity; DNA binding. The coding region runs from base 117 to 521 and encodes 134 amino acids. Gene Ontology annotation, cellular component: nucleosome.